UGCGUUUUUUUUCUGCGGUUAAUACUAAGGGUAGUGGUAGUUGAAAAACACUUCCCAUCAGAACAGAGCGUAACUUAGCACACGAACUACAGACAGACGCGAUUUAACCGACCUACCGGCUUAGUCAAGCAAAAAGUACAGUUGCCAAUCGCCGUAGAGCAGGUUCGGAAGCCACUGGCUGCUUAGUAGUCGUCGUCCGUUGAAGCCUCCGGCAGUGAGUCACUUCGCCUUCAUCAGCUAACAUCAACCAGCAGCAAUCCGUCCGUCAGUGGCUGAUGCCGCACCUCGACUUUGAUUAUCAUAUUCAGCUUCACUCGACCCAGCCAGAUCUGAUCGACGGAAAGCGAUUUUAUUGGUGCCUUUUUUCGUUGUUUUUAUUGCUGGAAUUUUUUUUUCUGCACUAGCCUGGGUGGGUUUUUUCAAAAAUUUUGGGAGAAAAGCCACCGUCCUCGGAUGAGUCAUCUCCAAAAACUGGCGCAGGAUGCCUUCGUGUGAUGUUGAGAGGUCGUCGUCAAUAAGCGCGCGCUCCCAGGUGAUCGAUAUCAAAGGCGCAAACAGUUGAGCCCCGAAAUUCAGGCGGCUCACAUCGUCAUCAGUCAUUUUUGCUGGGUGGCCUCAGUCAAGUGUUAUUUGUGAUUUUAACCACCAACAGCGAAUUUUUCGUUUGUGAGUAGAUAUAGUUAGUUUUAGCUGAGAGAUUUGCUGAUAACGAAUCCCGCCCGUGUGGAAUUUGCGAAUUCAAAGAUAAGAUAACCGUUAAGUGAUAGAAGCGCCAGAAAAAAAGGACUUGUGCCGAGUUGCAUACCAAUUAGAGGGUGGAUUUUAGUUGGUGUAAGAUCGCGAAUCCGAUUAGUCGGGCCGAUAUCGAUUGUUUCCCGGAGUCUCUGGAAAGAGAGAAAAAGCAAUGACGGUUCUGGAUAGCAAUGUAGGAGGAAAUGGUGGACCGAUGCAGGCCUCCCCACCUCCUCCACCCCCGCCGAUGCAGUCGAAUGGAGGAGCCACAACAAACGGAAGCAUUGGCAAAAUUACAUCGGCGGCCAAGGAGGGAGGAUCUGCACCGAGCACGCAACUGCUGAUGAGCGAUAUCCGAAACGGAGUCACGCUCAAGCCGACCAAGACCAAGGAUAAGAGCACGGCGGCCUUCAUCCGGCAGGCCAAUAAAAAUGAUGGCGGUAAUCGCAAUGUGCCUCAGCCCCAGGAGGCCUCCAACGGUUCCACCGGUCAAUCCGAAGAUAUCAAAGAUGCCCUACAGCAGGAGCUUCGAAACACACUUAAGAGAAAAGUAAAGAAGGACGACAUUGAGAGUGGUGACAGUAAUAAGCAAAGCGAGAUAGAGAAAUCAAUGGAACAAAAUCGCACCGUAAUUGAGCUCAAAGUAAACAGCCCGGUAAAUAAGUCGCCAUCUGAUAAGAGCCCCGCGGCAAGGGAUGUCGUCGAUAAGGCGCCUUUGAAGAGUUCGCAAACCGAACGACAACUUGAAAUUAAAUCUCCGGUCAUCGGCAAAGGCUUAAGUAGUUCUAUUAAAAGUCCCGUUCUGGGAAGGUCAAUUGUUGGCAAUUCACCACUGAAAGGUUCAAUGGCAGCUUCUAAACCGCUUGAAAGCCCAAAAAUGGAGGAAAAGAUCAAAAAAGUUCCCCCAGGAAAACCGCUAACAAUAGAUGUAAGCGUUUGCCAGAACGAAGGUCACCUGAAGAAUAGUAUUUUAUCUCCGGAAGUGAAAAGUGGAACCGCAUCAAUUCGGCCAUCACAGAUAAAAACCCUUACUCAGUCCGGUGGCUAUGUGUCACAUACAGAUAUUGUGGAAAACCCUAAGCCAGUACAGAAGAGUCCCAUCAGUUUGGUGGAACAACCUAAACCCACAUACUCGCCACCAACGCCCAAAACUCCGCUGAAGACUACCAUCAGCAAUGGGUACAAUACGUUACCGAAAUCACCGAGAACUCCCGCCCCUAUUAAUAGUGCACCUUCGUCUCCGCGAACUCUUAUCCUGGAUACCAAAUUCGGUAAUAUACCGAAGUCGCCACUUAAUAAUACUCCGGCAAGACUUGAUCCUAACGCCGCACCCAAAAAGUUACUUAUCUCUCAUCCUAAAGCAAGUUUUACCUUGCCAAGAAGUAUUAACAAGGCUAAAACUGCACCGUCAACCCCCUACCAGGAAGAAACUAAGCCAGUUUUCCGGAUCCUAACCGACCUGGAAGCAGCUGAACGACAGGAACCGGUGGUUCGUAGUAAUGGAACAAUUCCGGCGGUCAACGAACGUAAACUUUCGGCUCCAAAAGCGGACCAACCCGGUGCCGAACCCAUACUGACUUCCUUCGUCAGUUUUUCCAAAGAAAUGUCCAAAGCUCCGAACAACUACCCGGAUACGGUUCGCACCAAGACGACCGUUGGCGUGAGGAAAGAGGACCUAUUCAUGGGUAAUACCAACCUGCGCGAUGUCAAGUUCGAUAUUGUGGAAAACGGCAAGCUGCGGAUUGUGAACAAAUAACAGGAUAGAAUAGAAGAUAGUGUGUCGAUAUAACCCGUCGUGUUACUAAGACUGACAUACACGCGUUGAAGACUUGACACGCAAAUCGAGUCUAUGCGAGGAUCAUUUGGAUAAAUAAUGAGCGUGUGCGAACUGAUUUAUUUUAUGAUGUCAGGAAGUAAUGAUUGUAGCAUUUUAUCAGUUUGUGGAAAGCAUCAUAGUGAUUAUUUAUUUACGAAUUCGUCAGCACAUGCACAAAAUGUCCAAUAGUCCUAUUUGCUGCUGGGUGUUGCACUAACACUUUUCAAUUAUGGGGAAAACGACCGGGAUUGUCGGCCGUUUUGUACGGAAAGUUUUUGAGGUUAUUUUUUCUGUCUUAUCCGUACACGCCUAGCAAGUGUACGUGAGAAAUGUAAAAAACAAUUCUAUUGAAAUCCACAACGAAAAUAGAAAAUUAUCAAUUGACGCUCAGAAUGUGAAAAACAGAGGUCUCAGAGGACUGCCUUGCGGCACUCUAAUGAGAGACAGACUAUAAUGAACACCAGUUAACAGCAGUUUUAGUCGACCGAGUUUUGCUGUGCAACUUAAGUGUUUUAAGAUUCGCCCUGCGAUAAAUGACUGUAAAAAUCAUAGACAAAGAUAUCGGUUGAGAAAAACGGUAAUUUGAAUUUGUACAAUAAAAACGGGUUAGUCUAACGAAAUAGGAAACGCACAGAAUUAAAAAAAAUCAAUGAAAAAGUCGUAUCACUCCUAAAAUAAUUAUUCACAAACACUAUAAAUACCUUGUUUUCAAUACAACACGUCCUUAAGCCAUCCUACUGUACAUAUUUAUAAUUCUAGUUGUUAGAAGAUGUAUAAACUUUAACUGUUAUGUAAUGUAUUGAUUAAAAGUUAAUAAAAAAUGACAACCUUAUAUUCACA
Messenger RNA from Uranotaenia lowii, 3388 nucleotides. Its product is annotated as proteoglycan 4-like. Gene Ontology annotation, molecular function: actin binding. Bases 905 to 2488 code for a protein of 527 amino acids. The record is from RefSeq and is a predicted model, not a curated record. The transcript is spliced from 3 exons. Lineage: Eukaryota; Metazoa; Arthropoda; Insecta; Diptera; Culicidae.